Messenger RNA from Protopolystoma xenopodis, 231 nucleotides. Lineage: Eukaryota; Metazoa; Platyhelminthes; Monogenea; Polystomatidea; Polystomatidae. The record is from the annotation of a GenBank genome assembly.
AUGCUUUCUGGAUCUGACGAUGUCCGUCGCAGGACGGCCGAAAGCUCAGCACAGAGUCAUCGGGGUGGUAAGACGGUGAGCCGAGGUCUUCUUCGCACAAUUCAACAGACAAAAGGCCAAGGCAACCCUCUUGAGAUAUCCGGUGUGGCCACGCUACGAAUCCCUUCGACCUGGAUUCUUAAACGAAAUGAAAGGUACGCUAGUAUCAAGGAAAAGUUAUAUUUGCUAUAA